This is a messenger RNA of Entrophospora sp. SA101, 9531 nucleotides long. The record is from the annotation of a GenBank genome assembly. Lineage: Eukaryota; Fungi; Glomeromycota; Glomeromycetes; Entrophosporales; Entrophosporaceae.
AUGUGGUCAAGAUUUGUUGGCCAACUCAAAAAUGCUAAUCAACAACCUCUUGCCUCAUUGUUUGGUACAUCAACACCACCACAAUCCGCUUCCUCAGCCUCAAGGAUACCUACAAAACCUUAUAUGAGAAGAAAGUCUAUCACUGGCUCUUCAAAAGAUCCACGACUAUUAGAGAGAAGGCGGAAAAGUACUUUGUUAGGGAAUUUACCAGAGAAUUUUUCAGAGCAAGAGCUUACACCGAAAAUAAUUCCUGCUGAACAAUUACAAGAUCUACAUUCAUACUUUGAUAAAUGGGAGAAUUCUACAGUUGACGAGCGAUAUUUACUUGAAAUAAUGAUUGAAAAUCAACUACCCGAGGCUUUGAUAAAAACAUUUUAUAAUUGUCUUCAAUUUCUGCCAUUAAAAGAUUCAAAUUUAAUUGAAAAUGCCGAUAACAAAGAUUUAUCAAAGUCAAAAUCACCUUGGAUAGUUGUAUCAGAUAUAUUAGCCGAUAUUAUUGUUAAUUUUGUAACUAAUGAAAAAAUAUUAAAUAUAUUGAUUGAAAAAGAUUUAUUGUUUUUAUUGGUAAACAUGAUAUUGUCACCAAAUAAUGAUCUAUCAGAUGACAAUCAACAAAAAAAUAUAUGGCAUGAUAGAUCUCUUGAAAUCCUUACCGACCUUUUUGCGUCCACUGUCGUCAAUAUGAAACUUUUAAAAUAUUUUCAAAAUAAGGAUAUUUUGGGAAAAAUCUUUAAAAUUAUAAAUAACAGUUUAGAUCUUGAAAAUUUUAAAUUCAAAGAUACCCAACAAUUAUUAUACGCUUGUUUUUUGCUUGUUGAAUUAUUGCAGGGAACUUAUGACAUUUCAUCUGUUUUCUUGGAAGAAUUUUACAAGAUGAACGGUUAUGAAGCAUUUUUUUAUUUACUUGUAUUACCUCCAUUUGAAGAAUCGAAUGUUGAAACUAAAGAUACAUUAAUAACUAUGGUCGAAGAUUUAGUUUUUGCUGGUGUAUCUGAACUAAAACCUAUCAUACCACAUGGAACACCAUACCAACACAGUGAUUUCGAGUUGCCUACCCCAAAUGAAGAUGAUGGAACGCUUUUUCGUAAUGAAAAGGCACUUCAAGUUUUAGCAUCAACACUUUUAUAUCCAGAUAAUAGUUUGUCACCAUUUCAAACAAGGAUAGAAAUAUCAGAUUCUAUUGAUAUUCCAGACUUGUUUCGUCAAAAAAUAGUUGUUGCAAUUGCUGAAAUUUUCAAAUCAAAUUCAUUGAAUUAUUUUCUUACUGAAUCCUUAAAUACAUUACCAACUUUGAUUGAAAAACUGGAUAAUUUUUCUCCAAAAGUUCAGAGAUCAAUUCUAGACCUAUUGGUCUUUGUUAUGGUUGAUUUGAAUUAUGUGCCUUUUCGAGAACUAGUUGUAUUGUCUCUUCAUUUUCAAGGACAAUCUUUGAAACAUACAACUGCAAUUGCAUGCGAGACUGUGAUUUCUUUAUUACAAUUUGCGUCAAAGUUUAAAGAUGUCUUUAGAGAAAUAGGACUGUUAAAUAUGUUAUGCAGUCUUCUUCAAGAACUGGCAACCACUUUACAAGAUCAAUUUGGAAAUCCACAAUUUAUGAAAAGAAUAUCAAUAUCACAUUUUAAUGACUUUAUGGAACAGAAAAACAAAAUAAAAAAUCGUUUUGGAUCUGAAGUAAUUGAAAACUUUCAAUUGAUAUCAGAAUGCUUGGUAGAGCUAUUGAAAAAUAAUAAUGCAAAUUUGUCCUUAUUUGGUACUGCUUAUAAAGGCAAUUUAUUUGACUUACUACAUUAUGAUGAAACUCGUGAUGGGGCAUUAGGGAUUUUUGAAACGUUAGUUGUUCAAAGUUAUGUACAAUUCAAUGCAGAGCCACAAACACCAAAGCAAACUAUUUCAAGAAUUUCAAUAUCGUCAACAUCUACCAUUGAUCAUUCUUUUCAAUUUGGAAGACUUGUAGAAAUUGUCCAAUCUCUUUCCAGAUUCGAUUUAAAAAUGAAAAAGCAUAUCUUAUGGUCAAUGAAGCGUAUAUUAAUCGCGUGUCCUGAAAUGAAGGAUGUUUUUCGUGAGAAUGGCGGCUUUGUGUGUCUUGUUAGUUUAUUAGUUGGAUUAGAAGAUGUCUACAAAAAAUUUUCUUUAAACACUUCUGAUGGCGAAAUGAAUAGCAAUAAUAAUAAUACUUUAAAAGGACAAAAUUACGAAUCAUGCGAAUUUCCAACAAAAAUUCAAGCAGUAGAUACAUUAAAGGCAAUUUUUUCACUUUUUGCAGAGGCAAUGUCAAGACAUGAUUUCAAUCGAACCUUUUUCGGCAAGACUAUUGGAUAUAAAUCAGUAGAGGAUGCCAUAUGCCUCACUGGAAUUCUUGAACCUACCGGAUCCCCAAAUGAAUUUUUUGGAAUAAUUUUUGGAUUUGCUCUUGAAGAUGAUUUUGUUCAUGAAAUCUUUGUUGAAAGAGAGCCUGAAGAUAUUCAACAAGUUGCUGAUGACAAGUCAAGCAAAAUCACUAAAUUAUUAGGUAAUAUGACAGAAGAAAUAAAAAAUCCAGAUGUUAUAACUACAAUUCUUAGGUUACAAUCACUUGUAAGGUAUAACUCAAAGCUUAAUUAUCAAAUUUAUGAUGCGCUAUUGGCUCUUGCCUUUGCUAAUCGAAGGAACCAGAUUAUGAUGAAUCAAUAUGGUGUGCUUGAGAUUGUAUUACAACGAUUGUACCUUUUGGCACAAAGAUUGAUUGAAAUGGGUGUUACCACUAAGGAAAUACGAUUUUUGUUUGAACAAUUUAAAAAUGGAAAUAAUUUACCAGAAGAAAUCCAUAUAGAUUUACAAGGUUCAUUCAUGAAUGUAUUGGAUAUGGUUCUUUUUGGGGUACAAAGGAGUCGAUGGCCACGUUUUAUUCAAUUUGAUAUGUCACAAUAUGGUUAUUCUUGUUUUGAAAUGAGUAGCCUAACUGAUAGGCAAUUUCCGCCUACUAAUGGUGGUUAUACUUUCAUGAGUUGGCUUGAUAUUGAGAAUUUCGAUUCGAAAGUUGAUUUAUCACUUUUGGGUUUAAGUGAUGAUGAAAAAAGAUGUUAUUUGCAUGUUUUUUUUGAGUCAAGCUCCCAUAAACUUGUUGUUCAGACUUCUCCUAAACAUGCAACUAAAUUUGAUAGUUAUGAAUUUCGAACUGGCUGUUGGUAUCAUAUAGCGUUAGUGCAUAAUAAGUCACGUUUAGGAGCUCCAGCCGCGAUGUCUUUGUAUGUGGAUGGACGAUAUGUUGAGAUGAUAAAAUGUUCAUAUCCAACACAGCCUAUCACAAAUAAAUCUAUAAGGGUUUUUAUUGGAACACCCAAAGAUUACGCACAACAAUUAGGAAAAGGGUUGGCACGACUAGCUUGGGAUCUUGGGCCAUGUUAUUUAUUCGAAGAUGAUUUGGACGGUGAUAUUGUUAGUGUCUAUUACCAUCUUGGCCCUCGUUAUUGCUCAAAUUUCCAAGAUUCGCUUGGCCAAUUUCAAACCUACCAAACUUCAACUUUGUUAAAUAUGAGACUUGAAGCCCUAAGUCGUCAGCGCAAAGAUACUAGUGUAGAGUUAGAACAUUCAGCCAUAGUAAAUGCUAUUCGAGGUAACAAUAGUCAAACUCUACCUGAAGAAAAAAUUAUUUUUGCUUAUAAUGCAAGUAAUGUGCUUGUAUGUGGUCAAAAUGCUAGUAUUCUUGGAUCAGGCUUAUCUGGAGGAACUUCUCAAGCAUUAGUACUCGGAACUGCGAAUACAAAAGUUAUUUUAAAUGCUUCCGUUCCAAAGGUUGAACGUGCUUUAAGAGUUCUUCAUGGCGUUGGAUAUUUGCAAGGCGAUCCAGUUACAGCUAUUCCUUAUGGAAUGGAUGAUUCAAUUUGGAAGAUUGGAGGCUCCGCUAUAGCUUUAAGAUUAAUAGAUCUGGCCGAGACAACAACAGAUCUUUAUAAAACUGUUUGCAUUCUUAUUGAGUUGAUUCGAUUCAGUUGGAGGAAUUCAGAAGAUAUGGAAAGGAUUCAUGGUUAUGAAAUUUUGGCAUAUUUAUUAAAACAAAAACAAGGGCUUUUGACUUUGGAUCUUUUGAAUUUAUUACUUGUUUUUGUUGGAUUAAAUCCAAUCAAUUUAACGGAUUCAGUUAUUAUUAAUCCUCUUGCUUACCGAUUCCUAUUACUUGAUUUUGAUUUGUGGAAACAUGCUGAUGAGAAAGUGCAAAGAGCACACCUGCAACAAUUUGCUACUUUUAUUCAAUUAAGUCAACAUCAUCAUUUUAAUGCUAAACGUCUUAGCAAAAUGCAUGUUGUUAAAAAAAUGUUGGUGGCUUUGAAAACAAAUAUUUAUUCAAACGAUUUAUUGACUGAUUUUAUUAAAACUCUUAAGAUAGUAGUUAAAUACAACUUCACCACGGAAGUCAUAAGAUCAAUUGCAACUUUUCUUGUUUCAAUUUUAAAUAAAUCUACAUCUCGGCGUACUGGAUGCAAUACACCUCAAAAAGAACCUUUAUUUAAGGUAGAAUUAUUUAACUCUGAUCCAGAAGAAAUUUCUAAUUGGAAAAUGCCAUUAAAGUCUAUCGUAACUGAUGCUAAAACAGUUUUGGUUGAAACACAACUAAAACAAAUUGGUGUAAUGGUCAUGGAAAUGAUCACAGAAAUUGUCUGUGACAAGCUUAAUCCUUUCUAUGUCAAUAAGUUUGCUACAACAAUCACAAACAAAUGGUCUUUGCUUUUUUUUGAUGUAGAUUCAAAUCCUCUUUGGGUUGUUUGUGCAGCUAGAAUUUUAGCAAGACUUUUUCAUUCUCAAGGAAUUGCUUACAUUUCAAAAUUUAAAACUGCUUCAGGAGGAUUUAUAGUUAUGCAAAAGCUUCUUCCUCAAUGGUGGAAUCUUACACAAUUAAAUCAAGUAUUAUUUGCUAUGCUUUUUGGUGUAGAUAUUUGUGAUGUUCCGUUUGAUGCACCAUUUGAUCUUUUCACUCUUCUGAAUUUGUUUAAAGGCAAAGAUGAUACAAUACAUAUAGCUUGUCCUGAAGUUUUACCAAUCAUUUUACUUAUUAUGAAAGAGGGAAUGGAUUCGUUCGUUUACUUAAGUUAUCAGACUGAAAAAGACACUAAGGCAAAGGGCAUUACAAAAGACGAUACUGAAUUAGAAAAAACUAAAACAGAACCUAAAACUCACAGGCGACGUUCACGAUCAAUUUCAGGUGAAAUCCAAACUAAGAGUGAUGAAAUAAUUCAAGUCGAGAUACCAAAUGAUCAUACGAAAGAAGCUUUAUCAAAAUUAUCCAAUAUGCAACAAACUCUUAUACAUUUUUUCACUGACCUAUAUAAUAAUUCGCCAGAAUUCAAUGAAUUAUGUUAUAAAAGUGAAGUUAUGGGUGGUUUCGUUGAUAUUUUAUUUCAUAUAAUAUGCUCUUGUGAUGAAAUUUUAGUAGAUGAAGAAUUACAUUCAAAGAAACUUGGGCUUACUUUUGAUGCAGAUACAGCUUUUGAAAACUAUGCAAAUAUUGGGUCCACAGGGGUACUUCCAGUGCUUACAAGCAUCUCACGUCAAUCAACACAAAGUUUUGAAAAAGAGCUUCAAGAAGAAUUGAAAUCGAUUCCAUCGAAGAAUUCUCAUUUGAGUGUUGUUUCUGACAUGAUUACAAUCAGUCCAUCGUCAUCACCAUUUAAUCUUAGUCCUGCUCAAAGUGAUACAGAAGAUGAAACUGUAAAUUCAUAUAAUAUUCCAAAAAUGCCACUUAAAUCUAAAUUCAAGUUUCCUAUAUAUGCUGAAAAUAAAAAUUCAACGGUGGAAAGUCUUCUUGAGUUUAUUGCUUCGAUUUGCGUAAAUUCUAUUAUUGAACUAAAGUCCAAAGCCUUGGCUGGGUUAGAAAUAGUUUUAAGAUCUUUUCCUCCAUCAUAUUUAGACAAUCAGAUCCAAUUUGAAAGUUACAUUUUGUCACAUAUUGCAGGAACUUUAAAAAGUACGCUACAACUCGAUAUUAAUUUAUUGGAUAAUCAAAGUGUUAUAUCGAAUGUUUCCAAGUUUGGACAAAUAAGCGUGGAUGCUAUUUACCAAGGAUGGUUUUUAAAUGGUCGAAAUCAAGUUUAUGAUGUGAUAACCAUUGUUCUUGAGGGGAUACAACAGAAUGAAGAUACUAAUGGAAGACGAAUAAAUGAUCCAUGCAUUUCAUCUUUAUAUCGCUCACUAAACCGUCUAAUUUUAUUCAAGCUAUCUGAACUAGAUCAAACUUCUAAUGAUGGCAAUAUCAUUAAUGAAAUGUUGGAGAAGUUGAUUUAUAAUCAAAAAAUUAUUUUUGGUCCAUAUAAUCCUGAUGUUUGGAAACUUUUGAUGCUUCAAAAACCUAUAGAAAUGUCAGGAAUUUUAAAAACACGUGUUAAAGGAAUAGAACAUAAAGAAUUACUUGAAGGAUUUUGGAAACUUUUAGAGAUGGAUGUUAAUUCGUUUUAUGAAUGGAUCGAAUCUAAAAAAACUCAAUUGGAUGUAUUAUUUUUAGAGAAUGUUUAUAAAACCUGGGAAUCUCAUGUUAUAUUUGAAACAAAAAACAGUAAAGAUGCUAUUAGGAAUUCUCAUUCAAAACGAAUGAAUAAAUUGAAAAGAAUGCAUAAAAAAUUUUUAUUUGAACAAGAUUUCUUUGAUCAAUAUUGUAUAAAAACAAAAAUGUGGUCAAAACAUAUUCAAGAUAUUGAGACAAGUCGAUAUUAUAGGUCAAUUCAAGACAAUAUUGAUCAUUACAAUUAUGUUAGAGAUGAGUGGAUAAAAACAUCAGCCGACCUAUUUCGAGAAAGAGCGCUAUGGGGACCAAAAGCAUCUAAUAAUCAUGCAAAAUGGAGGUUGGAUUUUACAGAAGGACGUUGCCGAAUGCGUAAAAAGUUAGAACAUAACAAUGAAGAUUUGAAAUUGUAUUCUUAUAAGCCAAAAAGUAGCAAAUAUGAAAAUAAAUCUCAAGAGAAUGUCAAUGAAGUCUCUGGCAACUCAAUAAUGAAUAGUCCCAAUAAAUCAUCGACAAAUUUGGAAGUUCCCAGUAUACGUAAUAAGAGAGCAAAAUCACCAGAACGUCAAAUGACUCUUACUCCUGCAAGUGAAGUGGAGGUUCCUGUAGAUGGUGUAGAAUCUGUUGACAAUAGUUAUACAGGAUCUCAGGCUGAAAUUGAUGAAGAAACAGCUUUUGAGGAAGACAAAAAUCGUAAAGUUUUAAGAUCAUUGGAACAUAAUGAUGCAGUUUUAGAUAUAUUUAACAUUAGCCGAAUUAAUGGCUUAGACGCAUGUGGCAAGUGUUUGUCAGACGGGGAGAUUGUGGAUAUUUGGGAUGCGCCCAUCAAAGAAAGGGAUCAAUAUGUACAAAUGCUUGCAUCACAUGCAGGUUAUGGUAGUAAUCCAACAGCAAAUCCUAAACCAAAAAAACACAAAAGUCGAAAAUGGUAUUUGUUCUAUUUUAAAAGAGAUAUUGCAUAUAAUAAACUUGUGGCAAGAGCUACGUUUUCGAUUAGUGGUUCUGAAUCUGUAAUAGGAACAACCGGAAAUCUUGAUGUUGGGUCACCUGCAACUCCUUUAAUAAGCCCACCAUCUGCCUUGUCAUUCAAGUUACCUAGUUUCUUUGCAAACUCUUCUCUAGCAGAGUUAACUUCAAGGUGGGAAAAAAGAGAGAUUUCUAAUUUUCAGUAUUUAAUGCACUUAAAUACUAUAGCUGGAAGAUCUUAUAAUGAUCUUACCCAAUAUCCUGUUUUCCCCUGGAUCCUUGCUGAUUACACUAGUGAAGAAUUGGAUUUAAAAAGCCCUGAAACAUUCCGUGAUUUAUCAAAACCGAUGGGUGCUCAAUCCAUGGAAAGAAAAAAGGAAUUUCAAAUUCGAUAUCGUUCAUUUGACCCUACUGCAAACGCGACAACUCCAGCAUUUCAUUAUGGAACACAUUAUUCAUCUGCAAUGAUUGUAUGCUCAUAUUUAAUUAGACUUGAGCCAUUUACUCAACAAUAUUUAAAGCUUCAGGGUGGACAUUUUGACCACGCUGAUAGGUUAUUUCAUUCAAUUUCCAAAGCAUGGUCAUCUGCAACUCGGGAUAACAUGAGUGAUGUUAAAGAAUUGAUCCCAGAAUUUUUUUAUCUUCCCGAUUUUUUGGAGAAUACAAAUAAAUUCAAUUUUGGUGUUAAACAAGCAACUGGUGAAGUUAUUGAUUCUGUGAUCCUUCCACCAUGGGCAGAUUGUGACCCUAAAAUUUUUAUACAUAAACACCGUCAGGCUCUUGAAUGUGAAUAUGUUAGUACACAUAUUCAUGAAUGGAUAGAUUUAAUAUUUGGAUACAAACAGCAAGGACCUGCGGCUGUUGAAGCUGUUAAUGUAUUUCAUCAUCUUUCAUAUGAAGGCGCAAUAGAUUUGGACUCAAUAACUGAUCCUGUUGAGCGUUCAGCAACAACUGGAAUUAUCCAUAAUUUUGGCCAAACACCACGUCAGUUAUUUGUCAAACCUCAUCCAGCAAGGCAAGCUCUGACUAACGACCCGAUUAUGUGUAAUGGACUUUAUAAAUUCCAGGAUAAUGUUGAAAAAUUAAUUCAAUCCAUGUAUCCACUUCAAGAUAUUCGAUUACAAGUCCGUGAAAUGCGUCUAUCAAAUGAACGUUUAAUUGUUGUAAGCACACAAAAGGUAUUAGUUCCGCCAAACUACACACAUUACGUCGAAUGGGGAUAUGCUGAUAAUAGUCUUCGACUUCACCAAACUGACACGAGAAAGUUAAUAGGACUAUAUGAAAAUCUUCAUUUAGAGACUAUAAGUUGUGCUUGUUUUGCUGAUGGAAGGACAUUUAUAACCGGUGGUACUGAUGCGGUUAUUUGUAUUUGGAGACUUAAAUGGUUAACAAAAGCACCAGAAUUUCGAUUUAUGGAGUGUCUAAGAGGGCAUUCAGCAAAGAUAAACUGCGUAGCAGUUUCAAGGUCUUAUAGUAUUAUUGUCAGUGGUUCAGAUGAUAUGAGUUGUAUAAUAUGGGAUUUAAACAGAAUGAAAUAUAUCAGGCAAUUAAAAAAUCAUGAAAUCGGAGUUCAGUUUGUCGCAAUAAAUGAUACAACAGGUGAUAUUAUUACAUGUAGUGGUUCGGUUAUUCGUAUAUGGACUAUCAAUGGAGAUCUUUAUGUAGAAAAAAGCAUAUCACAAUUUGCAGAUCCUAUUCAGUGUUGUAUAUUCUAUGAGGGUAAACAUAAUGAAUGGUUGUAUGAAGAUUUAAUUUUUACAGGACAUAAAAAAGGUGUAAUAAAGGUUUGGAAUAAGAGUUUGGUGCCAAAAACAACUUCUAACAAUGAGCAAAAAGGUCUGAAAUGGGAUUUAACUUUGAGGCAUCAAUUAAAACACGAAAACAGAUUUGGGCCAUCAACAACUACUAAUGUUGCUUCUUUAAUGGUUUCUGGAACUCAAAGAGUACUUUAUAGUGGAGAUUCUUCGGGAAAAGUAAAUUCUUGGGUGCUGCCUGAUGUGAAGAUUGAAAAUCACUGGAUGUCUGAUAGUAUAACAGACAAUUGUUUGACGUGCGGAAUGAGAUUUGCUGUAUUAGGUAAAUAUAGUAAGCUUUAA